AUGCAACGUGUGAAGCUCGCUCUACGCGGCGUAAAUUAUACAACAAAAUCGCGAUUUCUCUCGACAAAGCUAAUAUCAACUGACACACCUGAUCGCUCCUUCCGGGGCCAAGUCUAUGAAAGUGUUGCGACACGCCUAGCACGAGAACGUCAAGAACGGCAAAAGUACGUGGAUGAGAGAGAGGCUCGACCUAAAAAGAAUUAUCUUGAGGCGAGUGCACUCAUUAUAUCUGUUGCAUUGUUCAGCUUCUGGCUAGGCAACUCUGGUAAGGCUAAGUCAGUUAUCUCUUCAACCACUCCUCUUGCUCUCACAACACCCCCCACCCAUAACACAACUGCUUCAAACCUUCAAGCAUCCUGGACGGAUUUCGUCGAGCUUCUCGGCACCAACAAUGUUUCCACGUCUGAACAAGAUAUAUCUGGGCAUCUAGGAAACCAAUGGAGUCUACACAAAGAAAAGGACUCUGGCAAACCAUUCCUUAUUUUAUACCCCUCAACCACGGAAGAGGUUAGCGCUAUUAUGCAAAUCUGUCACAAGAGAUGUAUACCUGUGACUGCUUUCAGCGGGGGUACCAGCCUAGAAGGACAGUUUACAGCCAAUCGAGGUGGAAUUUGCAUUGACUUUAAAAAAAUGGGAAAAAUCUUAAAGCUAAACAAGGAAGACAUGGAUGUUGUAGUACAGCCCGGAGUCAAGUGGGAGUAUCUAAACGAUGAAUUAUCGAAGGAGAAUCUCUUCUUUCCCCCAGACCCAGGACCAGGCGCCAUGAUUGGCGGAAUGAUCGGGACUGGCUGUAGCGGGACAAAUGCUUAUCACUAUGGUACUAUGCGCGAGUGGGUUUUGGGAUUGACUAUUGUUCUUGCCGAUGGAACCAUAAUUAAAACGAGACAAAGGCCAAGGAAGAGUAGUGCAGGUUAUGAUUUAACCAAACUAUUUAUUGGAAGCGAAGGAACUCUUGGUCUAGUCACCGAGGCUUCUCUUAAACUCACAACAAAACCUGAUGCAACUUCGGUUGCUGUUUGCUCAUUCGAUAGUAUCAGACAAGCUACCGACUGUGCCGCAAUAGUGAUUCGCUCGGGAGUUCCAGUUGCUGCCAUCGAGCUGUUAGAUGAAAAUCAGAUGCAUUGUGUCAAUGCCGCUAACGCUACCAAAAAACUUUGGACAGAAGCGCCAACAUUAUUCUUCAAGUUCGCCGGAAGAACAAAUACCAUCAAAGAACAAAUUGAUAUUAUCAAGAAGCUUGUAAAAUCCUCCGGUUGUAAUAACUUUCAAUUUGCGAAAAAUACAGAAGAACAGGUAGAACUCUGGAGCGCCCGAAAGCAGGCUUUGUGGAGCACUAUAGCCAGCCAAAAACAAGAGAAUGGUUGCGUAUGGACAGGAGAUGUAGCUGUCCCUAUUAGCAGGCUAUCGGAUAUUAUUGAAGAGACUAAGGAGGAUAUUAAAAAAACUGGAUUAUUCGCUUCAAUCGUUGGUCAUAUGGGGGAUGGUAAUUUUCACACCAUUCUUCUUUACAACGAACAGGAACGCCCAAAGGCGGAAGAAGUUGUCCACCGUAUGGUAAAGAGAGCUAUUGAAAUGGAGGGAACGGCUAGCGGAGAGCAUGGUGUUGGGCUGGUAAAGAGAGAUCAUCUAAACCACGAACUUGGUGAAACAACUGUGGAUACUAUGCGCAAGCUCAAACUUGCCUUAGACCCUCUAUGUUUGUUGAACUGUGAUAAAGUCAUAAGAGUUGAACCCUCUAAGCCUGGAGAGAUAACAACGUGGUGA
Blumeria graminis f. sp. triticale is the source of this 1764-nucleotide messenger RNA. NCBI's taxonomy places the organism in Eukaryota, Fungi, Ascomycota, Leotiomycetes, Helotiales, Erysiphaceae. The record is from the annotation of a GenBank genome assembly.